AAGGACUUUUCAAAAUCAUUUUUGUAAAUUUCAUCACCAAGCAACCCCAACAUGGUCUUCAAGUGCCAGGAGGACAGCUUCCUGACCGAGUUCCGCUCGCGAGUGGUCUCGUGCGAACCGGAAGGCACCGGCUACCAGGUCAUCUUUGAGGAUACCGUACUCUUUCCCGAGGGUGGCGGUCAACCAACGGACCACGGCUGGGUGGACGAACUGCCAGUAAAGUCCGUGAUUCGGAAGGGUCCCACGGCGAUUCAUUUCGUCGAGGGGACGUCAGCUCCGUUCCAGCCGGGACAGGAAGUUCGUCAGCGAGUGGAUUGGGAGCGCCGGUUUGACCACAUGCAGCAACACUCGGGGCAGCAUCUGAUAACGGCGAUCUUUGAUCGAGAGUUUGGUGUCAACACCAAGUCCUGGUGGCUUGGGACGGAAGAUUCGUACGUCGAUCUGGAUGCCAAGGACGUUACGCGCGAGCAGCUGGACAAGGUGGAACGGAUCUGCAAUCAGCUGAUUGUGGACUGCACGGCCGUCAGCGUAGCGGUCUACCAACCGGACGACCCGGCUCUCAAAUCGGAUGUAACCAGAGCGACCAGAGGCCUGCCCGAAGAUGUGAGCGGUCCGCUGCGUGUGGUCACCAUCGAUGGCAUCGAAAGCAACAUGUGCUGCGGAACGCACGUCCGCAAUCUGGCUCAACUGCAAGCGAUCAAGUUUCUGAACGUCGAAAAGGGUAAAGCCAAAUGCUUGGUCCAUUUCCUGGUCGGAGGUCGCGUCCUGCGCAAACUUACCGAAUGCUACGACCGCGAAGUCCAAUUCAACGGCCUCCUCAACGGCGGUGCCCCCUCCCACGUGGACUUGCUCCGAAAGCUCCAAACCACGGUCCGCUCCGUCCAGAAAUCGUCCCGUAAAAUGUCCUCCGAGCUUGCCCAACUGGAAGCCGAUAAAAUCAACCAAGCCCCAGAUCCAAAACCCAAGUUCUACACCGUCCACCGAACGGACGGACCCGACUCGGACUACAUCAACGUAUUUCUGCGCUGUGUCAAGCUGCCCGAAUGCUUCCUGUUUGUGACCAACGCGGCGGACGACACCGGCAAGGGCGCAGGCCAGAUGGCGCUCCAGGGACGUCCCGAGGACAUUGCCGCCCUGGGGGACCCGAUUUGUGCGCUGCUCGAGGGUAAGGGUAACGGGAAGGGACCGCGGUACAACGCUAAGGUGAACAAGCUGAAGGCGAUCGAUCAGUGCCGGAAGCUUAUCCAGGAGCACUUCCGGGAUGCGGAAGCGGAGAAAUGAGUUAAGAUUGUGGAAUUGGAAUAAAUAGGAGGAAAUUUA
This is a messenger RNA of Culex pipiens pallens (northern house mosquito), 1320 nucleotides long. Its product is annotated as alanyl-tRNA editing protein Aarsd1-A. The coding region runs from base 52 to 1281 and encodes 409 amino acids. The transcript is spliced from 2 exons. The record is from RefSeq and is a predicted model, not a curated record. Gene Ontology annotation, biological process: alanyl-tRNA aminoacylation; regulation of translational fidelity. NCBI's taxonomy places the organism in Eukaryota, Metazoa, Arthropoda, Insecta, Diptera, Culicidae. Gene Ontology annotation, molecular function: ATP binding; Ser-tRNA(Ala) deacylase activity; alanine-tRNA ligase activity.